UGUACUAGCACAUCCUCUUGUCCAGCAGAGAGCGGAAAACUCUCCUUGCGACAUGGUUCCCUCUCUCUCCCUCUCUCCCUCUCUCUCUCUCUCCCACCUCACAUUUGCCAGUACCAGAGCUCUCCGACUGGCAACCACCUAGAGCAUUGUGUCCUCCUGGCGAAGAGAGUGAGAGAUAGACAGGACAGAAAAAGAGGGAGAGAGAGAGUGACAGAGGUGAGAAUGACAUAUGGACAGGAGGGAUGGAAGAAACCCGCACCAUCCAUCUCCAUGCUUUGAGUGUGUCUGCGUUCAAAGGAGCAACUUCACAACAAAAAACAAAUAUGUACGGUGGGACUGUCUUCCCGUCUCAGUCUGUCUUCAUUUCUUUGUGAAUAUCUGGGACUUGUAUUAUUUUUUAUUUCUCAUCAUUAAUUUUCAGAGGGACUCAUCUGAGUAUGAGGAGUUAUUCUGAGUCGUGUCAGACACUUUGGCUCCAGUUCUGACCUCAGAGACUGACAGACAGACAGUGACAGGCUGCAGUGGAGUGUGAGCGACCUGAAGGAGGAGGAGGAGGAGGAGGAAGAGGAGGACAUUAAACACUGAGGAGAUACAACAUGUGCGUUCACAGAUCACUCUGACUCUGACGGAUUUUGUAUGACAAACAGAUGAGCCACGCUGGAUGUCAUAAUGUAUCUACUCUUUGAUAUCCAUCCGAUCGUCAGUGGUCUGGGACAUUUUGAAUGCUAAAAAGGAUUUUGACUCACAUCCUCAAAAUACAUACAGACAGACAUAUGGACAGACAGACUCAUUAAGAGAAGCCACUGGAGACUCAUUCAAGGUAGAAUCUGCUACUCAGGAUGUACUGUAAGAAAAAUACAAACAUUCAGUUCAAAUCAGACCACGAAAACAUGCUCCAUGCUGCACCUAGAGACAAUACCACAGAAGUAGCCCUUCAUUCAUGAUUACAGCUCACAAAAAUGAAAAACAAUUAGUUUCACUGGAACGGACUCACGUUUACUCACUCUCCAGAUACAGUGACAAUCAGACGGCAGCCAGCGUAGGUAGGAAUGACGGGUAAUAAGGCUGGAUCAGAGUGUAGCUGUAGCUCCAUCCAAGGCACAUAUAAUCUGGAUUGACAGAUUAAAAACUCACAUGCUGACCCAAACAACAAUAAGAGCACCUGAUGGAUUUCGAGUUGGAAGGAAAAUCUACAUUUUUAGUGAGGUAGAGCAGAAAAAUAUUGCAAAAUCUGCAGGAAAGUGGAACAAAGGAAGAGGAAAUAAAGGGUUAUCAGUUGCCUUUUUGGAAAAGACACAUAGACUUGGCUAGGAGAGUUUUAAAGGGUUCUGUAGGACUAGCUGCAGGUGGUACACAUGAACAUGUUCGUUACUCUCAUACACAUGUAAAGACACCACAGGGACAAGACACUCUGAAACACACUCACGGCACAAACGCUGGGAAGCUGAGAGGAACAAGAGCUUGGGAUUCCCCCAGAGACUUCACCACCAUGAUGGAAAAGCUGAACCCCACCGGCCCACCUGCCUCACCCCCUGACCUACCUCGCCCCUCUUCCUCCGCUUCCUCUGCCUCCUCCCCAAUCUGUGCGUCCGUGGAUAAGCACAGUCCCCCCCAGAACCGCACUUUAGCAUCCUCAGACGCUAUCAGCAGCCAGCAUCCUGCUACCAAGACAGGGCACACGGAUGUCCCCACCGCUGACUUGAUUCCGUCCUCCGUCACCACAACGACGGUGUUAACCAAUUACCACGCAGAUAAAGCUGCUUCACCUGAGCCCAAUUUCAUGGAGACCAAGCAAGAGCAGGAGGAGAAGCAAGGAGGACCAAUGACCACCGCGGCCCCUGCUGCUUCUGCCAACAGGUCCCCGACUCUCUCCUCUCCCCCUCCGCUCCUCCCAGCACCAGCCAAGACCUCACCGUGUCCUGUCCCACCUCCAACCUCCACAUCAUCUCUCCCCACAUCCUCAUCAUCCUCUCCUCUUCCUCCCCACAUUCCAGUCAUCAGUCUCGGUCACAGCAAGCCCCCGCUGCCGCUCCCCAACACCCCUUUGACUGCCCUCCAUCCAAUUCCCAGCCUGCUACAUGGGCCUCAUGGGGACAUUCGCCGCAGCCAGCUGAAAUGUUUGCCUGUGGCAAGCCCUGGAGGCCCCGGAACUUCUGGAGGUCCAGGAGGCCCUUCAGCUCCCUCCCCAGGGCCCCUGUUGUCUCAGCAGUUCCUGCCUGGUCACCCCUUCUUCACCAGUUCUUACCUGGGUCCCUCAGGAGGAAACUAUGGUGUCAUCAACAACAGUCGGAUCAAGAGACGACCCUCGUCACACUUUGAGGUGGAGAUCAAUGAAUGCCCCCCUCAGAAACUCGCUCGCCGUGUCUUCACCAACAGCCGUGAGCGCUGGCGACAGCAGAACGUGAACGGAGCUUUCUCUGAGCUCAGAAAACUCAUUCCCACACACCCGCCUGACAAGAAGCUCAGCAAGAAUGAAAUCCUUCGUCUGGCUGUGAAGUACAUCAACUUCUUGGUCACUCUGCUCAAUGACCAGGCCCAGGACAAGAGCAGGGACUCAGCCGAGGAUGAGGCUGAGGAUGAGGGUACCGCAUCAGGGUUGGACGGUAAUAAACUGAACCCUCUUUUUCAGUCCCACGCUGCCCUGCCAUCUUCAGCCGCCAUGGUGGCGGUCCACAGAGACAGAGACUCAACUGACUCAGUCAUCGCCCUGGCUAAUUCCCCAGCAACGUCCAGUUGCUAUGGUGACACCGAUAGUGAGGAAAGCUUUGGGGCUAAGAACUCUUUGGUGACCGAAGGCAUUCUGGGAAAGGUCAAGGGUCAGAUAAGGAUGGUGGCAGCAACAAAUGAUGAACGGUGACACCAAAGAGAAGCAAAAAAAGAUAUGUGCUGAGUUAAAUAAGUUAAAUGUCACACUGACGGACAAGACGAGACAGGAUACACAAUCGUCUCAAAGUGUGUCAGGGGCCAUUGUGGUUCUCUCUUCAGUCACACAGUGCUUGAAGAUCAACUCCCAAGUAGUCUGAAUAAGUAGGAGAUGGAUUUCUGAUGAUAUUUUGUAGUUUUUACUGUCUGUUUUUUUCAGUGGUGUGCAAACAUUGAGUGUGAGGCUCUGUGUUUUAGUAAAAUACUGAAAUAUGCUCUGGGCAGGCUUCUUUCCUUUGUUCCUUUUGUUCUUUUGUUAAACAUUACACGUCAGUGUCAAACCAUUUAAAUCCAUAACAUGAAUGAAUUAUGCAAAACAGCAUCCUGGAAAUCUAAUUAGAUUGCCUCAGGCUGGAUUUAUGUAGCUGUGCGUUAACAUGUUUUAAUAAGUAAAAUCUAAUAAUCCUUUCUCUGCCAAGAAAUUCAGGAUCUUGAAUUACCCCUCUGUAGUCCCACAGAAAUGUAAAAUCUCUCACAAGACGGUUAAAAGUCUGAUUUGAAAAAGUCGGACUAAAUGCAGCCUAAGAAGUUCACAUGUAAAUAAUCAGGAUUUCCCCACUACAGUUAUGGUAACUACGAGUGCCACCUAUUCGAUUGUGCCUGUAGAGAAAUGCACAACAUGCACUCACGGAUCGAAGUUGCAGUUUUUAAUUUUCCUGCUGUCUUACUGUCAGAGAAACAGGGCCGAUGGUCCCACCCUGACAUUGUGACACACUUGUACCAGACAGAAAUAAAGUGUGUUUUAGUUUGCUGUUCCUUAUUUGACAUCCUCUUAUUGCGCUCCAAAGACUGCUCUUUGUCAGCACGAUUUCUCAACACUUCCAAAUGUUUUGCUGCUUUCAGUUCGGGGGAACAUUUAUGUAUCCUCAAAGUGUUAGUAAGUAGUAAUUUCAGUGUGAGAUGAUGUCAGUUAUAAAAAUGCAGUGCUAUUAGAUUAGGAUUAUGAUAGGGAUGGAACUUGGAUGGGAAUGUAACUCUUUUAACUUAACUUUUGAAUAUUCAUUUUUAACAUAAGUCAUGUGCCCAUAUGUUCAUAACCCAAUGCAACAAAUUUGUCACCACAUAUUAUAUGGGCUGGAUAGCCAAAGCCAAACUCCAUGUUGUUUGUUUGUGCUUUCCACCAGGAUGACUGAUUGAUAACGGUACUUUUAACAAGGGAAAAUAAAAAUAGUGGGUGGUGUGACACCCUGAAGUUGGAUCAAACCGUCCGCUGACAUUACUGUGACAAUCCCAGCCCUGGAAGAAAGAAAAAGAAAAACUGUUGCCUUAACGGUCAUCACAUGAACUGUUGGCGUUUUCCCAGGCAGCGGAUUUGAGGAGGAAUGUUGCACAUGUAUUGUACAUGUUUUUGAUGUGUUUGUGCAUACUGUAUGUGUGUGUGCAAGUGACCAAGUGGAUGAAGUAAAGCAUUAGCAAAAGACUGAUGUAACAGCAACAUUUGUAGGUGUGUGGUUAUGUGUGAGGAAGGUCAGGGUGGUCAGGGUGGAUGUUGGAUGCGGUUAGAGCUGGGCUUCGGCAUGGUGGGGGAUUGUAUAAGUGAAAAGUUGGGGGGUACAAUUGCAGCUGUGCGAUGGUGCUGGUGUCUCUUUGCCUGCAAGCUUGGCUCUAUCAAGUGGCCAGGAAACGCCUACAGUUAGUGCUGUCUCAUUGACGGCCAACGAGUUUCCUGGAAGAGGGGUGGUGGCGUCGUAUGUAUGCGUGUG
Molecule: messenger RNA, 4625 nt
Organism: Xiphias gladius (swordfish)
Lineage: Eukaryota; Metazoa; Chordata; Actinopteri; Istiophoriformes; Xiphiidae
Gene: lyl1
Product: LYL1 basic helix-loop-helix family member
Exons: 4
Coding region: 1490-2857 (455 amino acids)
Biological process (GO): regulation of transcription by RNA polymerase II
Molecular function (GO): protein dimerization activity; RNA polymerase II cis-regulatory region sequence-specific DNA binding; DNA-binding transcription factor activity, RNA polymerase II-specific
Source: RefSeq, a predicted model, not a curated record